Cryptosporidium muris RN66 is the source of this 1239-nucleotide messenger RNA. RefSeq lists its product as uncharacterized. Lineage: Eukaryota; Apicomplexa; Conoidasida; Eucoccidiorida; Cryptosporidiidae. Bases 1 to 1239 code for a protein of 412 amino acids. The transcript has a single exon. The record is from RefSeq and is a predicted model, not a curated record.
AUGUUUUAUAAAAUACCCCCACCUCCACCCCAAAAACUGUCUAAUGCAUCUUCGAAAUCAAAUAUAUUAGGUGAAUUUAAUAAUAUUAAUAAUAAAUUAUCGCAGAAUGAUCUAAAUCAUAAGGGGCAUAUAACUGAAAUUUAUGAUAGUGCUUUUGUUACAGUACCAGAAUGGCUGGAGGAGCCUUCAUGGUUUUGUGAUGCACUAAAAGAAGAGAAUUUGUCAAACUAUAAAGGAACUGAUAUUUAUUUGUACAACUCAGCUUCCAAAAUUUUUUAUCCGAGUAAUGAUUGUCACCUUGAACAAAUUCAUGAUGAUUUCAAUAGUAUAACACAUUCAUAUGGUUCAAGAAGUGGGACAAAGAUUACAACAUCAAAACGACCUAGACACUUCUUUUGUUACUCUUGUCAUCAAUUUAAACCAAGAAGUACAAAAGCUAGAUUUAAAGUUUGUAAGCAUGUAAGUUGCUAUCAUUGUUUGAGAAAAGCACUACAUGUUGAAUUUUGGGCAGCUAAAAAAGAUAUUUGGGAAAAGUGUCGUGCUGUAUGUCCAUUCUGUCAUAUAGUACUUGACUGGACCAAAAUGAAACCCUACAUUGUGUUAUCAUUUGAAGCAAAAACAUUGCCAUUAUUAGCUUUAUGUAGUAUUGAGGAUCGUCAAUUAGAGGCACACAAAGUUAUCCAAGCUUUCUUUCCUCAGGGUGUGCCUUCACAUGUUAUAUGCGGUUAUAGUAUUGAUAUGUCUAUUAAACCACUUGUAACACAAAGAUUAUUUGGCUAUAUUUUGGAUAUAGAGUCAAAUACAAAGUCUUGUUCUGAAAUACCUGGCAUAAAGGGAGAAGAAAUAAUUGAAGAUGAAAAUGAUGGUAUUAUAUCAUUAUCAACAUCUACAACUGUUACUCCUUGUUCAUCCACAAGUAGGAAAAGUAGCUUAAGUACAGCAAUUUGGAAUGAUGAAUUUAAAGCAAUUGAUUUAUCACUAAGUAAUAGUACUUUAUAUAAACAAGGUGAAUGGGUGAUUAACAGAUAUCAAAUAUAUCCAGACAUUUUUGAGCUUUGGAGGAUGGAUUUUGAGAAUAACAAGAGUUACUUUGAAUAUUCAAGAUUGCAAGUAGCUGAUACCUGUAUAAAAAGUUAUGAUAUAAAAAUAACUACUCAGUGUUCAAUAGAUACAAGAACAGACACAACUUUCUGUGAUGAAUACGAUUGUUAUCAGGAUAUUGGAUUGAUUCUUGAAUAA